CAACCCAAACCAGUCAAGACGGGCCACGUCGUAUUCCGCCGCCCAGCAGUGCGAACGAUAGUCCACCUCCACCAGUACUACCACCAACCAAAACCUCCACUCUUCCUCCCACCAAGGCACCAACCCGACGCAAAGCCGCCGGCUUUCCCCGAUGGCGACGGCGAUGUCAGUUUCGGCGGUGUCCCCGCCCGCCGCGGCGGUCACGCGGCCGCGGACGAUGGUCUGCGUGCCGGCGACGGCGCGGGCGCCGCGGGAGAUGGCGGCGGAGCUGGCCGCCGCCGCCGCGCUCGGCGCUGACGUGGCGGAGCUUCGCCUCGACUGCCUCGCCGGGUUCGCGCCGCGCAGGGACCUGCCCGUCAUCCUCGCCAAGCCCCGCCCGCUCCCCGCCCUCGUCACCUACAGGCCCAAGUGGGAAGGAGGCGAAUACGAAGGCGAUGACGAAUCACGGUUUGAGGCUCUGCUAUUGGCAAUGGAGCUGGGAGCUGAAUAUGUGGAUGUCGAGCUUAAGGUGGCUGACAAAUUUAUGAAACUUAUUUCUGGGAGGAAACCUGAUAACUGUAAACUUAUAGUUUCAUCCCACAACUAUGAGACCACUCCAUCGUCCGAGGAACUUGCAAAUUUGGUGGCUCAGAUUCAAGCAACGGGGGCUGAUAUCGUGAAAAUAGCUACAACCGCUACUGAAAUUGUUGAUGUGGCAAAAAUGUUUCAAAUACUUGUUCACUGCCAGGUGCCAAUCAUUGGGCUGGUGAUGAACGACAGAGGUUUUAUUUCUCGGGUUCUUUGCCCAAAAUAUGGUGGAUUCCUUACUUUUGGGUCACUCAAGAAAGGAAAAGAGUCUGCACCUGCACAGCCAACUGCUGCAGACUUGAUAAAUCUGUACAAUAUUAGGCAGAUAGGGCCAGACACUAAGGUCUUUGGUAUAAUUGGUAAACCAGUUGGCCAUAGCAAAAGCCCAAUUUUGCAUAAUGAAGCUUUCAGAUCUGUGGGUUUCAACGCUGUGUAUGUGCCAUUUUUGGUGGAUGACUUGGCUAAAUUUCUUGAUACAUACUCUUCACCAGACUUUGCUGGCUUCAGUUGCACAAUUCCACACAAAGAAGCUGCUGUUAGGUGCUGUGACGAGGUCGAUCCCGUUGCCAGGGACAUUGGAGCUGUUAACACAAUUGUUAGAAGACCUGAUGGAAAGCUUGUUGGCUAUAAUACUGACUAUGUUGGUGCUAUAUCUGCUAUUGAGGAUGGAAUAAAAGCAUCAGAAUCAGAACCAACAGAUCCAGACAAAUCACCACUGGCUGGAAGGCUUUUUGUUGUUAUAGGGGCUGGUGGUGCGGGAAAAGCACUAGCAUAUGGGGCAAAAGAGAAAGGAGCAAGAGUUGUAAUUGCAAACCGUACCUUUGCACGAGCACAAGAACUUGCCAACUUAAUUGGUGGGCCUGCAUUGACUCUUGCGGAUUUGGAAAACUACCAUCCAGAGGAAGGGAUGAUUCUUGCAAAUACAACAGCCAUUGGAAUGCAUCCAAAUGUGAAUGAAACUCCUCUAUCUAAGCAAGCACUCAGAUCUUAUGCUGUUGUGUUUGAUGCGGUCUACACACCAAAAGAGACCAGACUUCUCCGAGAAGCUGCAGAAUGUGGAGCCACAGUUGUUAGUGGUCUGGAGAUGUUUAUACGCCAAGCUAUGGGCCAGUUUGAGCAUUUCACGGGCAUGCCAGCUCCAGAUAGCUUGAUGCGUGAUAUUGUUCUGACAAAGACAUAGUGAGGUUUGUCCAAAGAGCAAGCUUCCCUUCCAUCGUAAUUUCUGCGCAAUUGAUUCCAGUUGUGUCCCCUCCUCGUCCUUCCCGCAUCUUCCUCAACCUGUAGAAUCCACAUUUUUUUUUAUCUCAGGUGUGGACAUAGGUUUCAUCUUAUAACAUGUUUCUUAUUACCUACCAAGAUUCAGUUUCAUUCUCUUUGAAGUAUUUGAAUGUUGUUUAUUCAGCAAACAAUACACCAUUUCAACAAUGUUUAAGAGUUCUUACUCCUCUCAUCAAGGCUGCAAGGAUUGUUAGAUCUUUGAUUUGUGCAAACAGUGUGUGACGCAGUCAGUUUUACGUGGCCAAAGUAUGCGCAUCCACUGACUAAUCAUAAUGAAUGGCAGCUACUUCUACUUAAUAGUUCUUCCCUUACUUUCAGUGGACGAUUACAAAUUCCGAGCAAUUGCAAGUUCAUUGGACAAUCCUAACACCAUGAAGCCUCGUCUGUGAGAGAUUCAUCCAUGCCCACAAACUUCCUUGUUUUUCCUUUUUAGAUUCGGAUUCAGUGAUCAGUUUGCCUCUCAGCCAUUGUAAAUUAAUUUGAUGUUCCGAGCUGAAACAUUUUGGUGUGCCUUAUUUGUAUCAGCAUGAACAGCAGUCAUCGUGGGUUUGAAUCAGUCUCUUAGCAUUUGCGUUCCAA
Zea mays is the source of this 2424-nucleotide messenger RNA. Its product is annotated as shikimate dehydrogenase 1. The coding region runs from base 152 to 1747 and encodes 531 amino acids. The transcript has 10 exons. Gene Ontology annotation, molecular function: shikimate 3-dehydrogenase (NADP+) activity; 3-dehydroquinate dehydratase activity; NADP binding. Gene Ontology annotation, biological process: shikimate metabolic process; chorismate biosynthetic process. NCBI's taxonomy places the organism in Eukaryota, Viridiplantae, Streptophyta, Magnoliopsida, Poales, Poaceae. The record is from RefSeq and is a predicted model, not a curated record.